Molecule: messenger RNA, 1191 nt
Organism: Closterium sp. NIES-65
Lineage: Eukaryota; Viridiplantae; Streptophyta; Zygnematophyceae; Desmidiales; Closteriaceae
Source: the annotation of a GenBank genome assembly
AUGGGACCUCCCGAAGCAUUAUCAUCCUUUUUCUCUCUCAGCGUCUUGAGGGCAGUCGCAUCGCCUAGUAUAACUCGGUCCUCCGCCAUGACGGUAGCUUCUCUCGCAGACUCUCUCGUAGCCGUUCGGAAAACACAAACCGAGUCACUUUGUGUCUUCCGAAGCUUUGACCUGCUGUCUGACAUCUCUUCCUCUCAUCUUCUCAACCUCUCUUCCUCCCUUCCUCUCAUCUUCUCAACCUCCCAUCCUCCCGUCCUCUCAUCUUCUCAUCCUCUCUUCCUCUCAUCUUCUCAUCCUCCCAUCCUCCCAUCCUCUCAUCCUCCCUUCCUCUCAUCCGCCCUUCCUCGCAUUCUCCCUUCCUCCCAUCCCCCCGUCCUCUCAUCCUCCCUUCCUCUCAUCUUCUCAUCCUCCCAUCCUCCCGUCCUCUCAUCCGCCCUUCCUCUCAUGCUCCCUUCCUCUCAUCCUCCCGUCCUCUCAUCCUCCUUUCCUCUCAUCCUUCCUUCCUCCCUUUCUUCUCAUCCUCCCAUCCUCCCGUCCUCUCAUCCUCCCUUCCUCUCAUCCGCCCUUCCUCGCAUUCUCCCUUCCUCUCAUCCCCCCGUCCUCUCAUCCUCCCUUCCUCUCAUCUUCUCAUCCUCCCAUCCUCCCGUCCUCUCAUCCGCCCUUCCUCUUAUGCUCCCUUCCUCUCAUCCUCCCUUCUUCUUAUCCGCCCUUCCUCUCAUCCUCUCUUCCUCUCAUCCUCCCUUCUCAUCUUCUCACCCUCCCACCCGUCCUCUCAUCCUCCCGCUCUCGGUUCUAACUCUCCACCAUCCCACCGUUGGUCACAUCCUCCCUCUCUCUGUUUUUCCCCCACUCCCUUCCUUCCAUCCUUGUAAGCCAUGCUCUUCCACCCGCUGUGAUAGUGGUGGGAGUGCGCGUGGCAAUUGGCUUCCCCCGCACGCCGACGACCUGCUGCUGCGAGAGAUGAUGCACGCCGAGGAGGCUGCUGGGGUGGCGUGCUUUGCCGUUACUGCUGCCUGCCACAGCCUUGACAAUGUGAGCCUUCUGCACACUCCCACCGAGAGCAGAGUGAUGGAAUGUGAGGGCGGAGGGAUGGGAUGUGAGGGCGGAGGGAUGGGAUGUGAGGGCGGAGGGAUGGGAUGUGAGGGCGGAGGGAUGGGAGGGGGAAAUGAAGGCGACGGGAAGGGGAAAUGA